Chaetomium globosum CBS 148.51 is the source of this 984-nucleotide messenger RNA. RefSeq lists its product as uncharacterized. The record is from RefSeq and is a predicted model, not a curated record. Gene Ontology annotation, biological process: rRNA processing; primary miRNA processing; regulation of gene expression. The transcript has a single exon. NCBI's taxonomy places the organism in Eukaryota, Fungi, Ascomycota, Sordariomycetes, Sordariales, Chaetomiaceae. Bases 1 to 984 code for a protein of 327 amino acids. Gene Ontology annotation, molecular function: ribonuclease III activity; double-stranded RNA binding. Gene Ontology annotation, cellular component: nucleus.
AUGCCAAAGCGAACCCACAGCGAGUCGGCAACCCCGUUGGCGCCCACAAUAAUACCAACGACUACCCCCGAACACGUCUCAAAACGCAUCAAACCCUCCGCCGCCGUCACCCCAUCACCCCAAAUCCCCCCCUGGACCAUCUUCACAAAAUGGACCUCCUCCGCCAUCGUCAAAGCCCACCCGCCCCUGCCACCGGUCCUCGACAGCGCGCUCGAAACGGCAGCGCUCACGCACUCGGGGAUGCGCAAGAACCUGUCGGACCCGAGCUACGAGCAGCUGGAGUGGAUCGGCGACGUGUACCUGGAGCUGAUCGCGUCGGAGCUCAUCUCGCAAACCUUCCCCACGCUAGACCCGGGCCGCUCGUCGCACUACCGCGAGAUGCUGGUGCGGAAUAGUACCCUGGGCCAGUUCGCGGUGCACUACGGCCUGGACAAGCGCGCCAACUUCCCCGCCGAGUUCGGCCUCGGGGGCCGCCCCAACGGCACCAAGGCGAGCGAGAAGCAGCGCGCCAAAGCGCUGGGCGAUAUUUUUGAGGCUUAUGUCGGUGCCAUUGUGCGGUCGGACCCGGAGAAUGGGAUGCGCCGCGCCGCUGAGUGGUUGAAGAUGCUGUGGGGCCCCGUGCUGGAGAGGCAGAUUCGUGAAGAGGAGAGCGGGUCGCGGGUGAAGGAUCGGGAUCUUAAUCCGAAGACGCAGCUGGAGCAGAUGAUCGGGGGUCCUGGCGUGAGGAUCGAGUAUAAGGACUUGCCAUCUGGGGGGAAGAAGGACAGAGACACGAACCAGGAGUUGUUCUUUGUGGGGUGUUUCUUGACGGGCUGGGGGGAGACGUCCUUGCAACUAGGGUAUGGCGGUGCGCUUGGGAAAAAGGAGGCGGGCCAGAAGGCUGCGGUCAAGGCGAUGGAGAAUGCGAAGUUGAUGAAGAAGUUUAGUGAAAAAAGGAAGGCCCUCGUGGCUGCUAGGGCGGCGCAAGCUGAAAAGGCGUCAUAG